Molecule: messenger RNA, 2739 nt
Organism: Homalodisca vitripennis (glassy-winged sharpshooter)
Lineage: Eukaryota; Metazoa; Arthropoda; Insecta; Hemiptera; Cicadellidae
Gene: snky
Product: protein sneaky
Exons: 15
Coding region: 112-2547 (811 amino acids)
Cellular component (GO): membrane
Source: RefSeq, a predicted model, not a curated record
AUGUCAUAUAAGACAUUGUUAAUGCAAAAACCUAACCUCAAUACACUGAGGAAAAUACCACAAUACAGAAGGAGAAAAAUAUAGAAAAGUCUAUUUUACACUGCUGGCAAAAUGUUAAUGGACGUAAUUUGUUUUAUAUUUCAAACAUUACACGAUUUGCUUGUUCCAAAGUUACAAUUGAAAAGAGACGAAUAUGGAGGUCCGGAAAAUACACUAAAAAUAUUUGGAUAUGCGAUAGAUAAACUGGACAGUAUGAAGGAAAGCCGACCAUUCAUACAUGGUCUGAUAUUUGAAGACAAUAAGUAUCGAUAUUGCAAAGGUUUUAUAGGGUUUGUAUUUGGGACGUUUGUAGGAAUGGCGUUCUACGAGUAUAUCUUGAGUGGCCUGAAAAUUUCUAAAGACACAAUGUACUUCCUGGGCAAAAUGUCGACACUGCUAUUGGCAAUCGGGUGCAUGGUUUUCACGCAAAUAAGGUGCCUGGUGCUUAUCUGCUUACCGACGUUUUUUGGCUCUGCGGGAAGACACAUUUUUCAGGCACUGAUUCUGACCGCUGUGAUAUCAGGACCGGUGAGGAACGUCAUCCUGAACUUUGAAGAGGCCCAACGCAUGGUCUCCUGCAGCAACCGCAUGGCAUAUAACCUGUCCCAGGCGAGGUACGGCUUGCUGGUCAAACCGUUCAAAUUGGCAUUUUUGGGCACCAAGAUAGAGACAGAGGAACUUAAAGAUACCUUGGCAUCUGUGAAGAAUGUGGUGGAACCGUUAGCCCAGGAGAUAGAGGGGAAAGACGAUACAAAGUACAUCAAAGAGGAAAAUGACUACUUGGAUGCGGAAUUAGGUGACACAAAAAGAAGUGAAGAGAUGGCGAAUAAGUAUAGUUAUGAAGAGAAGAAGCAUUUUCCAUUUGUUCCUUUUGUUGUGAAUAUUAAUCUAACUGAAAACUUAAGUUCGGUGGCGGAAAAGUACCAAAACAAGUAUUACGAAAAAUUGGAACUACGAUGUGAAGGUGUGAAAACUUCAAUGACCAAAAGUUGCCACAGCGCUUUCCAUAACCUGUAUGACCGGUGCAUGGACACAUUCCACUGGACUUUCAACUGGGCCAUAUGUUGGGCGGUCAAGCUGACCUUCAUCUGUGACCUUGUCAGGAUGUUCUCGUACGGCAGCUACGAUUGUGACCCCAGCACGGCUGUGAGCGGAAGUAUGGGCACGAAAUACGCAUCGAUACUACAGACUGGGGCGAAGUUGAAGGCCAAGGUCGCCAAGGAAAAAACUCAGUACAAGAUCCACGAACCUCCUAAUUUCGUUUCACUGCGCUCCGUAAUUACCAUCAUAAAGGAGUUUCAUCAUGACAUGCUCUAUGCUAAUGAAGUUGUGACUCUUUCUGUCAAGUUAUUGCGGGCUAUUCUCGCCUUUUUGUUUAUUUGGGUGAUUAUAAAUGCUCAGAGCUACCACGAUAAGUUUGUCCAAGAACCGGCUCACGACAACAACUACAUCACAGCUCAGUUCCGUACGUUAGACGCUCAGAGGCACUUGGAAGGGAAGAAAACCGUUCUUCCGCUGAUGAAGCUGGAACGAUCAGAAACGGUCGAUCCGUACUCACCGUUCCUUCAACAAGUAGAGAUAGACGAGGAAUGGGGAAAAAACUUCUACGCUUUUAUGUUCCUUUUCCUGUUCAGUAUUCUCGCAUUGACGCUAGACGCAGUGUUGGCAUUAGGGUUGACCUGGAUAAACAAAAAUUUGCAGUUCUCUUAUAAGGAGAGUGGACAACACUCUUUCAGAAUAGAGGUGAUAGGCGUGGGUUUUAUCGCUUCAAUAGUGCGAUCCAUCAUAAAGCCAUUUGACUUCACCAAAGCACUCAAACAAGAGGUGUCCAACAGACAAUGUCUCCCGUACCCAAAGUACAUGUCGGUCACAACAUAUAUUCAGAUUUUUGGGUUCAUAUUUUGUCUGUACUGUAUGGAGUUUUGUGUAGGAUAUAUCAGGAGACUAAGGCGAGCCAUUUGUGCAUUUUAUUACAGAGAACAAGAAAAAAACAGGAUUGCAUUUCUGUACAAGAAGAUCUUGGACGAAAGAGCGCAGCUUAUACACAGAAAUAUAAAAGAGUUGGCUGAAAGGGCUGGUAACGUUGGUCUUUCGUUGGAACUGAGAGAAAUGUUCAUCCUGGCUCAGAGGUUCCCAAGCUGCACGCUUUUUCGGUUGGUUCCCUGGUCACGUGCAGCAUGUUGUAUCUGCAUGGAAGCUGAGGUCAAGAACCCACUACCUAUUGAAAAAUACACGUAUUGUGAACACUGUAAAAUCUUCUACUGCCCCGAGUGCUGGUUGAACUUUUCCCACACGUGUAUCGUCUGUCAUGCGUUGGCGAGAAAGGAUAAACUGGUUGAAAAAGGAAAAAGAGAUGCCAGUCACCUAAGUUUGCCACAAGGACUAAAUCCUCCCUCGGCUUCCGGAAGUGGUUUGCCUCCAGGAGGUAAUCCUCCGUCGACUUCAGGAAGUGGUUUGCCUCCAGGAGGAAAUCUUCCGUCGACUUCGGGAAGUGGUUUACCAAAAUAACAUAAUCUUCUUCGACCUCUACUAGAAAUGAAUUGGUUGUCUUCCAUCUUGUUUCCUAACACGCUCUGAGAGUUAACCGAUAUUUCUAAUUGAUUUGAACAUUUCGUCUGUUUCCAAAGUGAAACUUUUUAAAGUGAAUUGUAAUAUGUGUUUAAUCUUUUUUUACAUUAAUUAUAUUGAGAGUUAUAAAGA